Messenger RNA from Homarus americanus (American lobster), 2563 nucleotides. Its product is annotated as synaptic vesicle glycoprotein 2C-like. Gene Ontology annotation, cellular component: membrane. The record is from RefSeq and is a predicted model, not a curated record. Gene Ontology annotation, molecular function: transmembrane transporter activity. The coding region runs from base 38 to 1861 and encodes 607 amino acids. Lineage: Eukaryota; Metazoa; Arthropoda; Malacostraca; Decapoda; Nephropidae. The transcript has 12 exons. Gene Ontology annotation, biological process: transmembrane transport.
AGGAGGAGGAGGAGGAGGAGGUUCCGGGACGGGGAGCAUGGAAGGAGCGGAUGAGAUGGACUACAUGGAGAGUGAUGCUCCACUGCUCUCACAGUUCCACGAGGAUGCCAUCCAGCAGGCUGGUACAGGUCCAUUCCAGCGCCUCCUUCUGCUCGUGGCAGGUCUUGGUCUCGCUGCUGACACUAUUGAGCUGUUUGUCGUGGCUUACGUCAUUCCUUCAGCAGAGGUGGAGCUCUGUAUGUCCGGCACCCAAAAAGGAUGGCUUGCGGCGAUCACUUUCAUCGGCAUGAUGAUCGGGGCAAUGAUCUGGGGUAGUCUAAGCGAUAACGUGGGUCGCCGUCGGGCUCUCCUGUCGGCACUCUUCGUUAAUGCCCUGUUUGGUAUAAUGACAGCCUUUAUGCCUACCUAUGGCAUCUUUAUGACCACGAGGCUCUGUUCUGGGAUUGGAAUUGGUGGCGGUAUUCCUAUUGUGUUCGCUUACUACUGUGAGUUUGUGACGCAGGCAGAGCGAGGACGCCACUUGUCCUUCUUGCUGGUGUUCUGGGCGGUGGGCGGGGUGUUCACGGCGCUGAUGGCCUGGAUUAUUAUACCAAGGACAGGCAUCACAGUGGUAUUGGAUGAAGAGCAUCACUUUAGCUCAUGGCGUGUGUUCUUGGCAAUAUGCUCCUUACCAUCAUUCGCAGCCGUCAUUGGCCUGUACUUCAUGCCAGAGUCUCCUCGCUUUUUGCUGGAGAAAGGGAGGGAGGUGGAGGCCAUGAUGGUGUACAAGAAAAUAUUCAAAUGGAAUAAUGCUCAUAAUCCUGGAGCAGAGUACCAGCUGACAGAAUUUGAGUUACCAUCUGGGAGUCAUCGGCCUCUUCGUCACACUCCACCUCAGGGAGUUGGGAAGAAUUUUGUCGCUGACAUCUCAUAUGGUCUAGAACAAUUUUGGGGUCUCUUUCUUCAACUGUUUCUGCCACCCUACUUGAAGACCACUCUCUUGCUCCUGGUUGUGUGGCUUACCUGUUCAUUUGGGUUUUAUGGGCUGUCAGUUUGGUUCCCGGAGUAUAUUAAGCUGCUUAAGACUGAGGAGUACGACAAACACGCCAACAUCUCUAGGGAUGAUGUGAUUAAAGACGAAAUCUUCAGCAACACCACUCUGGACAACAUCCAUUUUGUGGGCACCAUCUUCAACAAUGUCACUUUCAGCAAGACCCUCAUCAAUCAUGUCCUCUUCCUCAACUGUUCCAUUUAUGACAGCCUUUUCUCGGAUGUUAGGACAAGCAAGACAUUUUUUAAGUUUUGCCACAUAGCACGCAAUAGCUUCAUCGACACUGACAUACACAAGUACCGCUUUCAGGACUGUGAAAUGACUGACAACACAUUCCAUGGACUUGCACCUGGCUGUCCACUAGAUUUUGAUUAUAAUAUCCACUACAAGGCGGUGUUUCAGGAGAAUUUGAUUGGACAGUUGACUAUGAUUCCUGGCACUCUGAUCACAUCCCUCCUCCUGGAUAAGUUAGGAAGGGUUAGGAUUAUGAGUAUAUCUAUGGCAUUGUCAUCAAUAUCGGCAUUCUUCAUCUGGUUUCUAAGCAGUAAAAUUAGUGUCAUUGUCUUUGAAGCUGUAUUCAACUUUAUUUUCAUAUCUGGUUGGAAUGCGCUGGAUAUAGCAACAACGGAAGCUUUCCCAACACAUAUCAGGACAACAGCAUAUGGCUUCCUCAGCGCUGCAUCACGUAUCGCAGGAGUGAUGGGAUCACUGGUCUUUGGUCAGUUUAUUUACUCCAGUCGAGCUAUCCCAAUGAUUGCUACUUCCAUUGUUCUAAUGCUGGGAUCUAUAGUUUCUCUGAAGCUUCCAGAGACCAAAGAUAAUCUUUUAUAGACUAAAUGUUUAUUAAAAUUAACAAGUUUAUUGCGAGGUAAAUUUUGCAGGUUACCAAUGAAGCAACCCAUUAUUUUAAGCAAAAAUUUUGUGACGACCGUAGUCAAAGUGUAUGUAAAUUUAAAACCCGGGUACAGGUAUUUAUUUGUUCAGUGUAUUAUUAUAUUUAGCUUAUGAAGGAACAUUGUUUCUUCAAUUAGUUUCACAAAUGGAUUCAUAUACAGGGUAUGUCAUAAAAUGUAUACACACUGCCUUACAGAUUUUCAUAGUGAUCACAUGAAUGAUUGCAUUAUAACAGCAGCAUCGUUCUCACUAGUUAAUAUGCGACCCAGCAUCAACAAGUAAGGACAGUCGCCACGAAAAUCUGUAAGAUACUAAAGUGUGUAAAUUUUUUUGUGACAACCUGUGUUGUGUAUGAGAGAAAAGGUGUGUUGUGAAGUAUCUAAAGAUAUUGCAGACUAGUACACUUACUAUUUUCUUCUUUUGUUCUGAAAAAGAAGUACAGUAUAUGUAUGAAAACCUCUUGAAUUUGGACUAAUUCAGCCCCAGGUUGGUCUAGACAUAAAAAAAUCAGGAUUGGAGCAACAUUCUGUUAAAUGAAGCUGGUUUUUUUGUACAGGUAUUUUGUUUAUUAUAAUUUCUUCACUUUUCAGCUUACUAGUCUUUCAUGCAGUUGAUUUACUCUUUGUUACUUUGCUAAGA